Molecule: messenger RNA, 4257 nt
Organism: Syngnathus acus (greater pipefish)
Lineage: Eukaryota; Metazoa; Chordata; Actinopteri; Syngnathiformes; Syngnathidae
Gene: megf11
Product: multiple EGF-like-domains 11
Exons: 26
Coding region: 302-3697 (1131 amino acids)
Molecular function (GO): scavenger receptor activity; protein binding
Source: RefSeq, a predicted model, not a curated record
AGGAGAAGGAGAAGAGAAGGGGCCACGCUUGCUGCAUCAUUCUGCAACUCAGGUCCGAGGAGCAAGCAUGUUGGGCUUGUUGCAAUCAAUCAUGGGAAAGCGUGACACCUGCAAGACCCGGAAAUAUCUCUUUCUCUGAGGCUGACAACUUUGCGUCCCAUUCACACUGGAUCUGUGACCUGUCAUCACUUCUCCCAGAGAGUGUGCGUCUGAACACAACACAAAGAGGCUUCAGAGAAUCCCGAGCGCCGCCACCGCCGCUUCUCUGCGCUCUACACAACUGUUACUACGAGUUUGAGUGAUGGGAUCACCGGUUACUCUGUCGUCCUUGCGCCUGAUUUUGGUCUUGACGGCUCACGUAUGGACUCUUAACCCCGAUGACCCCAACGUCUGCAGCCACUGGGAAAGCUACGCCGUCACUGUUCAGGAGUCUUACGCUCACCCGUUUGACCAGAUCUACUACACCAGGUGCACGGAUAUUCUAAAUUGGUUCAAGUGCACAAGGCACAGGAUCAGCUAUAAGACGGCGUACCGGCGCGGCGUGAGGACCAUGUAUAGGCGCCGCUCACAAUGUUGCCCUGGUUACUUUGAGAGUGGAGACUUGUGUGUUCCUCUAUGCACAGAAGAGUGUGUCCACGGCCGCUGUGUGUCUCCUGACACCUGCCAGUGCGAGCCAGGUUGGGGCGGACUGGACUGCUCCAGCGGUUGCGAGAGUGACUUUUGGGGACCUCAUUGCAGCAAUCGUUGCCAGUGCCAAAACGGGGCAAAGUGCAACCCUAUCACAGGGGCGUGCGUCUGCACCGACGGCUACCAAGGAUGGCGCUGCGAGGAGCUCUGUGAGCCGGGUUACUACGGGAAGGCUUGCCAACUGCCAUGCCAGUGUCUGAAUGGAGCCACCUGCGACCACGAAACCGGAGAGUGCAUCUGCGCAGCGGGCUACGCCGGCGCCUUCUGUGGCCAACGCUGCCCGUAUGGAAGUCACGGACCACAAUGUGAGCAAGGCUGCCCUUGUCAGAAUGGAGGCACGUGCCACCACAUCACUGGGGAUUGUUCCUGCCGUGCAGGCUGGACGGGUUCCGUUUGUGGCCAACCGUGUCCUCUUGGAAAAUACGGCACCAACUGUAGUAAAGACUGUUCCUGCCGCAACGGCGGCCUUUGUGACCACAUCACAGGCCAGUGUCAAUGUGUGGCUGGCUUCAGCGGUCGCAGGUGCCAGGAUGACUGUCCUGUGGGUACCUACGGCCCGCAAUGUCACCAAAAGUGCGAGUGCCACAAUGGCGCCAAGUGCCACCACAUCAACGGCGCCUGUCUGUGUGAAACUGGUUUUAAAGGACCCAAUUGCCAGGAGAGAUUUUGUCCCCAGGGCCUUUAUGGCCUCAUCUGUGACAAGUACUGCCCCUGUAAUGCAACCAACACUGCCAGCUGCCACCCACUUUCUGGAGAGUGCGCCUGCACUGCGGGUUGGACAGGGAUUUACUGUAAUGAGACUUGCCCGGCUGGCUACUACGGGGAAGGAUGCAUGUCGCCGUGUAGCUGCACCAACGGAGCUGACUGCCACCCCAUGACUGGCACCUGCAUGUGUGCGCCGGGUUUUAUGGGUGAAGACUGCGCCACCGAGUGUCCUCUGGGUUUGUUUGGACCGAGCUGCAUGUCCACCUGCUCCUGCCAUAAUCACGCUUCCUGCUCGCCUGUGGACGGAUCCUGCACGUGUAGGGAAGGCUGGCAAGGGAUGGACUGCUCCAUCCUGUGCCCCAGUGGUCUUUGGGGUCUCGGCUGUAAUCAGUCUUGCUUGUGCGCCAACGGUGCCGCUUGUGACCCGGUGGACGGUACCUGUACAUGUUCUCCGGGCUGGCGGGGUGAGCACUGCAAGGAGCCCUGCCCUGAUGGCACAUUUGGGCUGGAGUGCAGGGAGCGCUGUGACUGCAGUCAUGCGGACAGCUGCGACCCAGUAAGCGGCUACUGCCUCUGCCACCCAGGCUGGACAGGAAUCCACUGUGACAACGUGUGCCCGCAAGGCUACUGGGGCAGCAACUGUUCGCUUAGCUGCCCGUGUCAGAACGGAGGCUCCUGCUCUCCGGAAGAUGGAACGUGCGUGUGCGCACCUGGAUUCCGAGGGACUUCCUGUAAACGAACAUGCUCUCCGGGCUUCUACGGGCACCGCUGCAGCCAAUCGUGCCCGCGCUGUGUUCACAGCACGGGGCCGUGCCAUCACGUAACCGGCCACUGCGAGUGUCUGUCCGGCUACUCGGGUCCUUUGUGCAGCCAAGUUUGUCCCAGUGGCAGAUAUGGAAGGGCCUGUGGCGAAAUUUGCCGUUGCACCAACAACGGCACCUGUAACCCCAUUGAUGGCUCCUGCCAGUGCUUCCCUGGAUGGAUCGGGCAAGACUGCUCCCAGGCCUGUCCCUCGGACCGCUGGGGCCCGGAUUGUCUCAACUCGUGUAACUGUCACAACGGAGCUCAAUGCAGCGCCUAUGACGGAGAAUGUCGAUGCGGAUCCGGCUGGACCGGGCUCUACUGCACGCAGCGCUGUCCCUCGGGCUUCUACGGCCGGGAUUGCUCCGAAGUGUGUCGCUGCCAGAACGGCGCCGAGUGCGACCACAUCACGGGCCUGUGUGUUUGUCGAACGGGAUUCAUCGGGACGAGUUGCGAGCAGAAGUGUCAUUCGGGUACAUUUGGAUACGGCUGUCAGCAGCUGUGCGAGUGUCUGAACAAUGCUACCUGUGACUACGUGACCGGGACAUGCUACUGCAGCCUGGGAUACAAAGGAAUCCGCUGUGAUCAAGCGUCUCUCAUGAUGGAGGAGCUGAACCCCUACACCAAGAUUAGCCCGGCCCGCGGCUCGGAGCGCCAGUCCGCAGGCGCAGUCAUGGGCAUCAUCUUCCUCCUCCUCAUCAUCAUGGCCAUGCUCAGCCUGUUUGUGUGGUACCGACAGAGACAGCGGGAGAAAGGACACGAAAUCCAGCCCAGUGUGUCGUACACGCAAGCCAUGCAGAUGACCAACGCUGACUAUUCGCUCUCUGAGUGUGGAAGCACGGUGGCCAUAAAAAGCAGCGCAGCUGAGGUCGUUCCCAAUCCAAGCGGUAGCGGUAGCGGGAGCCAAUGCUUCGCCAACCCCAGCUACCACACGGUGGCCCAGUGCAACGUCGUCUCAACCAUCUCCAGCAACCUGGAUGCCACUCUGACCCUCAAAUCCAGCACUCUAAAAAGCCGAAACAGUUCCGACUGGAGAGCCUACUGCAACCUCAACGAUCUGGCAGAUGUUCAACAGGGGGAGACGCCGGCUCCGAGAGGCUCCAGAAAGGAUUACGUCAAGGGUUCCAUGUGCAACAACAGUUCCUGCUCCUUGAACACCGAGAACCCCUACGCCACAAUCCGAGACCCGCCUGGACUGGCGUGCAAGCACACAGAGAGCAGCUACGUGGAGAUGAAGUCCCCCUCCCACCGCGAAGUUCCCUUCGGGGGCACCGCCACCCUCCUGGGAAGCACCAGAGGGAACAUCUAUGAUGUUGCCAUGGCAGAGCCCACGGUGAGUGUUUUGCAAGGGCCCAACGGGAUGGCCACCGGCUUCUCCCAGAACCCGUAUGAGCUCUCCCGCGGCGGCCACAUCCCGCCCCACUAUGACAUUCUACCUAUGCGCCACAGCCCCACGCACACACCCUCGCCGUCACACCAGGAGAGCCCCAGCUCCCUCCUCUAGAGAACCCAACGCUGGAAAGAGUCCGUCAAUUUUCAUACCGCCACUUUAUGUGGUCAACAAGGACAUGACAGCCACAGCUCUUUUGGACCCGAAAGGAAAGCCCGCACACCAGCAAUCAUUCACCUAUUUUAUUUUCCUUUCCCAGAUCCCCCAAUCUGCUUCUAGGGUCUUUAUGGACGCUCUGGAGCAGAAGGUGAAUCUCCCACAGGGAGAUAAGGCUGCCAUGCUUGGAUUGAAAGGAUAAGUUAUUUACAGGGACAGAGCCAUCCUUCACUUUAGUUUAUAGAACGGCCAAAUGGGGUUGACGUGAGUAACGCUUGUGCCUCCGCCAGUUAGGAUUUAUCAUGUGCAGCAGGGGUGGGAAAGCUUUUGUGCUCAAGGGCCACAUUUACUUUUAAAAAUGGCUGGCUAAAGAAGAAUGUUUUAAAGGAGGGGGGGGGUUGCAAUUUUCAAAAAAUAAAUACUUUCUAUCAUAUUUAACAAAAAUGUCAGUUUGACUUGAUAAUGUGGAGAAAAAAACAGCUGACUCCGCCCCCAUUUUUUGCCUGUAAUUUGAUGAC